Schistocerca gregaria is the source of this 351-nucleotide messenger RNA. Its product is annotated as trypsin alpha-3-like. Bases 1 to 351 code for a protein of 116 amino acids. The transcript has 2 exons. The record is from RefSeq and is a predicted model, not a curated record. Lineage: Eukaryota; Metazoa; Arthropoda; Insecta; Orthoptera; Acrididae. Gene Ontology annotation, biological process: proteolysis. Gene Ontology annotation, molecular function: serine-type endopeptidase activity.
AUGACGCUGCUGUCUUCAUUGACGGUCACAGGGUCGGGUGAGCGGUUCUGCGCUCUGACGUCCACCAGUGGCCCGGAAGCCGUGAACCUGCGCAAGGUGGACACCAGCGUCUUGGAGCGCCGCACCUGCCAGGACGUGUUCGCCGGCUUCAACGCGGUCACAGAGAGGAUGGUGUGUGCCGAGGAGGCCGGCAAGGGCGCCUGCAGGGGCGACUACGGCGGCCCGCUGGACAGCGGCGCCACGCAGGUGCGCAUCGCCUCGUGGUCAGCCUCGCCCUGCGAAGCCACGCCCGCCGUCUUCACCAGCGUGGGCCACCUGCGCUCCUGGGUCAGCGCCACCGCUGGUGUCUAG